Stylophora pistillata is the source of this 1153-nucleotide messenger RNA. Its product is annotated as retinoschisin-like. The record is from RefSeq and is a predicted model, not a curated record. Lineage: Eukaryota; Metazoa; Cnidaria; Anthozoa; Scleractinia; Pocilloporidae.
GCGAAAACUGAUGGAGUACUGUCUGUCAGGAUGCCCUGGGUAUGGAAAGUGGUGCUAUUUCUGACGCACAACUCAGUGCCUCUACCGAGCUGGUUCCAGAAAAAGGAGCGAAGUACCGCAGGCUACAAUCUAAGUGGAAUGGAGUAUCAGGGGGAGGCUGGAUAGCUAAUGUAUCUGACACCAGCCAAUGGCUACAGAUCGAUUUAUUGGAUCAGCACACUCAUGUUAUAACAAAGAUAGCUACACAGGGAAGGAAUUAUUACGACAACCGUAGAGUAACCAAAUAUCAACUUCAGUACAGUGACGUUGGAGUCACCUUUUUCUAUUACAGAGAAAAAGGCCAAGCUACUGACAAGGUUUUUCCUGGCAAUACAGACAGGGAUACUGUUGUGUCGCAUGACCUGAUUCCACAAAUCAGAGCACGCUAUAUCCGUUUUCGACCAAUCGAGUGGUCUGGCCUCAUAGGUAUGAGGGUGGAGAUCUACGGCUGUCAUGAUCGCUGAACGAGAUAUGGAUUACCAAAAGGGCACGUGUACCAAGAUUGUUCGUGGUUUUACGUGGCUUCUUUAAGGGUUGGAAAAGUUCAGUUCCACUGCUGAAAAACACACUGAGACUUCAAGNAGUCCCUCCAUUUCGGCAAAAUCCUAGGCGCGCGUUCAAAAAAAUUAGCUUAAGAAAAAACGAUAGUGGCUAGAGUGCCGCGCUGAAUCCUGGUUGUGCUUCUAGUGCCCCUCACUUGUUCUUACCACAUUUCGACGUCGUUUGUGAUCUAUUGAACAGACCCACAUUAAAGUGGAAUCUCGGUGUUAAAUAGAACUGCAGUCUGUUGUAGUGAUUCUUUGUCUAACAAACCAAGUUUGCUUGGGACUUCUCGAAGUUUUUGUGAACCCAACCGCUCAUCUUAGAGCUAUUGAACAGGAAAAUGACGCAGAGUUUCACGUUUUUCGUAAUGCACUGGAAAGCCGUCAUGGUUCAUUCAAGGAAAUAGUAAAAUUUAAGUUUAUUCGCGAGAUUAGAUAAGAUUCCCCUUAAAUGGCGCGUCACCUUUACUUUUUUCAAUCCCUGGAUCUGAAAACCGACUAGCUUAACACUGAAGACCAAACCUUCUGUUAUUGUUUGUAAGAGAAUUUGUGUCGUAUCAAGUCAAUAUCCC